Molecule: messenger RNA, 1225 nt
Organism: Spodoptera frugiperda (fall armyworm)
Lineage: Eukaryota; Metazoa; Arthropoda; Insecta; Lepidoptera; Noctuidae
Product: pancreatic triacylglycerol lipase
Exons: 6
Coding region: 120-1124 (334 amino acids)
Biological process (GO): lipid metabolic process
Molecular function (GO): lipase activity
Source: RefSeq, a predicted model, not a curated record
AACAUUAAUCUUCUUCGAAAAUAGAUAACAAUGAAAAUGAUGCCUGAUACAGAUAAAAUUAUAAAAUAAAUACUCGCGUUACUUGUAGAACGUUGGAUUAAUUUUAAUAUAUUGUCACAAUGCAGAAGUCCCUGUUGUGUUUGUUAAUUAUCGUUUACACCGCAGUUGCGGUUCCGAUAUCCUCGGAGUACUCUGAGGACCGCACAUACCCUCGAUACAUCGAGUUCCCCGAUGGCGAGGGUAUCAUGCACACCGUGGAUCUCGAGGCUGAGCCUGACAUGGAACUCCUUGCAGAAAUUGAGAGGAACCCCGCCAACAACAAGUACCUUUUAUACACCAGACGUAACCAGAGAAUUUCCCAAACUUUGGUGAUGGACAAUGCCAACUCUAUUACCAACUCGAACUUCAACGCUCGAGUCCCAACAGUGAUUGUCGCUCACGGCUGGCUCAGCAACCAAUACACUGACAUCAACCCCACAAUCAGGGACGCUUACUUGAAGAAGAGUGACGUCAAUGUCAUUGUUUUGGACUGGAGAAGGUUGGCGUUAGCUGACUAUGCCACAGCAGCCAGAGGUGUACCCGCAGUCGGUCGUGGUCUUGGGCAGUUCUUGGCUUUCCUGAACAGAGUCACUGGUCAGGCUUACUCUCAAAUGCACCUUGUCGGCUUCAGCUUGGGCGCUCACCUUGUCGGUAACGCUGGUCGUGAACUUGGAGGAAGAGUCGCUCGUGUGACAGCUUUGGACCCUGCUGGUCCUCUAUGGAACUACAACUCCAACCGCGUCAAGCCCAAUGAUGGUGUCUACGUCGAGGCUAUCCACACUGAUGGUGGUUACACCGUCGGAGGUCUGGGAAUCGGUACCAAUGUCGCCGACGCUGACUUCUACCCCAACGGUGGUAUCUCCCAGCCUGGUUGCUAUACCAACCUCUGCAACCACAACCGUGCCUGGGAAUUCUUUGCCGCUACUGUCACCUACAACCACUUGGUUGGACGUCGGUGCACUACCCAGACUCAGCUGACUUGGAACAACUGCCGUGGUACUGAACUACGUAUGGGCAACGACGACUUAAGGAAAUCAGGAUCUGGAAUGUACCGCUUGGACACUCGCAGAAGAUACCCUUACUAAUUUGACGAAGCUAUUCAUUUACGAUCGUUAUGUUUAAAUUAUUGUUAAGUAUUAAAAAGAUAUUAAAACAAUAAACAAUUCGGCCUACUGAGUAUUCUUAA